AUGACAGCAACGAGAAGUGAAGAAUAUCAAGAUUAUAAAAGUGCACUAAAUGAUUUGAAAAUUAAUAGUAAACCAAUGAUUAAUAUGUUAACAAUAUUAGCGGAAGAAAAGCUCAGUAGUGCAUCUGAUAUUGUACGAGCAAUUGAAGAACGAGUAUUCGAGGCUGUAGCUGAUCAAACGUUACCAGCUCUGUAUGUUCUUGAUUCAAUUGUUAAAAAUCUUCGCACAUCAGCUUAUGUUCAAUUAUUUGAAACAAGAUUACCACAAGUAUUUGCGAAUGCAUUCAAUAAAGUUGAUGAACGAACUCGAUCUGCUAUGUAUAAACUCCGUCAAACAUGGACACCAUUUUUUAGUAAUUUAGCAUUGUAUAAUCUCGAUACGAAAAUACAUCAGAUUGAUCCUGCUUGGCCAGUAACAGCCAAAGUACCAGAAUCAACAGCUGGUCAAACAAUACAUAUUAAUCCAAAUUUUUCACAAAGAUCUAACACAAUGCCGAUUACAGUGGCUAUACCAUCAGCCGAAGAAACACGAUUAGCCGAAUAUCGUGAUCAGUUGACAAAAAUGCAAAAAAAUGAUAUCGAAAACAUUUCGGCUCGAGUAAGAAACCAACAAACACAAGACGUGAAUCAAAAUUCUACUAUGCCACGAUCAAAAAUCACUGAUAUCGAUUCAUCACUAAUGAAUGGACAACAACAAUCAUAUCAUAUGAUUCCUAUUGAACGUAUGCAAGAAAUAAGAGAAAAAACUGAACAUGUAUUGAACACCGGUCUUGAUGGUGAACUGAAAAAAAAGAAAAAACGCAAAAGGAAGAAAAAAAAUACUCGUCUUCGACGUCGACCGUCACAAUCAUUAGCACAAAUCGAUUUGAUUAGUCAGUCAUCAUCAGAAGAAGGUACAGAUGAUGAUGACGACGAUCAAUCACAAACUGAUACUUUACAAUUUAAACCACAUGUACGUGUAACAACGGUGAGACCGGCUGAUAGUACUAGUGGUGGAAUAGACCAUGAGUUAGAAGAAUUAUUCGGCGGUAAAGAUAUUGACUAUCGUGAUUCAACUAAACAGCAGAAAUCAAUAGCAAAUCCAAUAGAUGCUCAACUUGUGUAUGAAAUGAAUGCUAAACGUUUAUUAUUAGCUGAACAAAAAUAUAAAGCAAAAGAAAUGUCAUUAAAAGAAUAUCAAGGAACAUUAGAGGUUUUAAAACAAAUAUUAGAGAUUGAAGUGAAAAGAUUAACAACAGAAGAUAAUACGCCAAAUCACAUUCUAGCCAAUCAUCAUCCCAUAGCAUCGCAACAUCUCCAUCAAUCAGGUCAUAUUUUACCUGCACAAAUACCCAUACUGCCAAUGCACAUACCGGGUGGUGUAACUCCUUCCAUAUUUGGCCCAAACUAUCCACUUAUCUCCGAUGACAUUCGAAUGCAUGUAAUGCAAAUAUUAAAUUCAGCUGGACCAAUGAAUUCACACAUAAUAUCAACAGGAUUAAACCCCUUCUCACACAAUAUAUUUACUACGUCCAUGCAUCCAGCAUUUCAUCAACAACAACAGCAACAACCACUGGCUCCUUCAUUACCCCCAAUAAUUCCUCCCCAAAUCGCUGCAACAUUGGCCUCGUUAACCCAACAACACCAACAGUUCGUUGGUCCUCCUCCUCCCCCAUUAAACUCAACAAUACCUCCUUGGCCACAAACAACCAUAGCACCAGUAAUUCAAACACCCGCCAGUAUAAUAGCAUCAGCAGUUGCUACUUUCGCAAAAGUACCAUCAACCAGUGCUCCCCUAACAAAUCCUACAAAUCCUAUUCAAAUACCAUCUUCGGGUAUUCUGCCACUAGCAUCAACAGUACAAACCACGUCGCCUUCGCUCGAUGCCACAAUUCACCAAUUGUUUCAGAACGAUCCAGUCAUUGUCAAGCGUUUGCAAACAUUUUUCGAUCAUAUCCAUCAGCGUGAACUGGAACGUUUGAGAUCUAAUUUACCACCAAUUACAACUCGUUUGUCACAUGAUCCAAAAGAGAGUAUCAUAGAAAUUGACGGGAAGACGUACGGCGUUCGUCUGAACCAUUCUCAUUGUAUUACGUUGUAUGGACAGAAGUAUGAUUUCUACUGUGAUUUGCCUUCGAAACAAAUCCGCAUCAAUAACAAACACGUGUUUACAAUGGGUGAUAAGGAGCGUCGAGUCAAACUGCCAGAUAGUGGUGGUCGUGACAUAUUGAUGAUGUACAUGGGUCGACAAGUCGAUGUUUGGCUCGAUUCGUAUCCGUACGAGUUGCGAACUGACACACCGCCAAAAUAUUUGAACAUGAACAAUCGCCACAUCCGAAUUCAAAUCGAUAGCAGUAAGAAUGAAAUUUACAUCAACGAUCGAUAUGUGGCGAAUCUCGACGAUCAACCUCGUCUAAUACAAGUGACGCAUCAAGAUAAUUCGACGACGCAGCACGAGAUUCGUUUUACACCGCCACCGAAAACGAUCAUGAUCGAUAGUCAGCCGAAGACGAUGCGUUACGAUCUGAAGUUUCCGUGCAUCGAAAUUGAUGGAAAAUUUUUCGGUAUUCGCUUUACGGGUCCACCACGCGAGAUCUACGUGGACAAUGUCGCUCAUCGUGUUCCGUUCGAUAGUUGUUCGACUCGAAUUCAUCUCGGUAAACGUGCACACGAAAUAGCUUGGGGUGGUCCAGGAUUCGAGGUGAUAAUCGAUGGACAUCCGUACGAGAUUCAUUUCGAUCAGUUGCCACGAGAGAUAUACAUCGGUGGUCGACCUCACUCCAUAUCGAUACACGGUCAACCACCUGAAGUCAAAAUCCUCGAUGAGCUGCCGUUUUUGGAUACGAAAGGUGGCGUGGGUGCAUUGACAGCGCUCGUGCAACUGUUCAGUUCGAGACAGCAGACGUUGAACAUUCAAGAAAUCGAGAUGUUUCUGAAUCUGCUGCGAUCGGGUUUGUUGACGCCGGACGACACCACCUUGUUGUUCAGUAACAACGACGACAACAGCAGACGAGACAGGGGAUCGAGACAGAGUCCGAAACGUUCGCAUGACGAUGAUCAAGGUUUUGAUGAUGAAAAUGGCGAUAGAAAACGAAUGAAGUCGAGUGCAAAGUUUGAUGAAGAUAAUUAUGCGCCAGUGCCUGAUUUAACGGAGGCGAAUGUAACAAUGUUGAAGAAAAAAUACGUUGGUAUUGUUCAACAAUUGUAUUUAGGCGUGUUUCAAUGUCGUCUGUGUGGAUUGCGGUAUACAUCGAAACAAAAGCUAUUGUACACGCAUCAUCUCGAUUGGCAUUAUCGUGAAAAUCGUCAAGAAAAAGAGCUAGGAACAUCGUCGUCGUCACUGUUGUUGCAGCGCAGUCGAGAUUGGUAUUGUACAUUACAAGAAUGGACAGAAUAUGAGGAAACAAUUGAGGAAAAGGACUUACGAAAUGAAAAUUUAUUAGGAUUAAAUCAGAAUCAAAAUGCCAUGGGUACUGAUAGUAUAAAUACACUGGAUAUUAGUUUUCUUACGAAUGGCACUACUGCGAGUAUUACUAAUGACGCAUUAUUGGGACUGAAUAAUGGUGGCGGCAGCGUUUCAUGCCCAGCUGCAAGUGGUCAAGACGAUCGAUGCUGUGUAUGUGGUGAUCAAUUUCAAAACUUUUUCGAUGAUAACCGCGAUGAAUGGCAUUUGAGAGAUGCAAUUCGAGUCGAUGGAAAAACAUAUCAUCCAAUAUGUUAUCAAGAUGUUAAAGCAGAAAUUACGAGCAAUAAUAUUACGCCUAUGAAUAUUAAUAACAACAGCGAUAGCACGACAAUUACUUCCAUAGAACCUGUGCCAUCCACACCUACAUCACUAUCUUCUUCUGAUGUAAAUAAGACGAAUACUUAUAUAUCUUCAAUGUCAUUUGUUGAAUUAGUCGAAAAUAUUUUUAUAAAAAAAGAAGAUUUAAUCAGCAAAUCUCCGCCACCCGUAACUCCAACAAUAAACUCUGAAAAUAAUUCAUUUAAUGAAGUGAAUGAAGAUAAAAUAAUAUCGUCAAUGAAUAGUGAUAUGUCUUCUUUGACAACAGAUAUAAAACUUGAAACUGAAAUAAUUGAUGUAAAAGCUCAAACAGUCAAAAUUGAAUCUGUAUCAACUGGAUAA
Didymodactylos carnosus is the source of this 4104-nucleotide messenger RNA. The record is from the annotation of a GenBank genome assembly. Lineage: Eukaryota; Metazoa; Rotifera; Eurotatoria; Philodinida; Philodinidae.